CUGCUGUUGUCUCUGACAUAUUGUGAGAGUUCAGUUCAGCAGGACGAUGCUCCUUCCACUGCUGUUAUGGAUGGCAUUGCUCUGUCACAUCUCUGAUGGCCGGACUUCCUCUCAAAGACACAAGAGGACAGUUUGGGGACCUAAUAUGCGAAUAGUUGAGCCGGUCAUCGACCAUUCUCCGACGUUUUAUGUUUUAGCUCCAGCAAAGAUAAGACCUGGAACAAAACAGAACAUCCUGCUGGAGGGUCACAAACUCUCCCGGCAAUUAACAGUCAGCAUCACGGUCUAUGAUUAUCCAGUCUCCCAAACUGCCUUAAUGACGGGCUCUGUUAUCCUCAAUUCAGAAAACAACUACAGCGCCCUCAAAACCAUCGAGAUUGAUCCAAAUGUGCUACAACCAGAUGGAAAGAAGAAAUAUGUGAAGAUUGUUGCUCAGUUUAGAGCAUUCCAUCGUGCAGAAAGAGUAUUACCGGUGUCGUUCCGCUCUGGAUACAUCUUCAUUCAGACUGAUAAACCGGUUUACAACCCUGGAGACAAUGUGCGUUGCAGGGCUUUUGUGUCUGACACUGAAUUCCGUGCUGCUGAGAGGACCAUUUCUCUGGAGAUUCAGAAUCCAGACGGUAUUGCAGUACAUGGUAUUUCUAGAGCCAAAUCAAUCGAUGGGAUACUCUCUAACACCUACCCCCUCUCAUCUGUGGUCAAAGAGGGCAGGUGGAAAGUUGUUGCAAAGUUUGAUCAGGGAAAAGAGAACAUUUUCAGCCGAGAGUUUGAAGUCAAGAAAUAUGUCCUCCCAGCGUUCAACGUCACUUUGACUCCAAAGACAUCCCACCUCAGACUAGACGCAGAAAAGUUGGAGGUAGAAAUAACAGCCAGGUAUCUUUAUGGUGAACCAGUGAAAGGAGUUGCAUAUGUGCUGUUUGGUAUUGAAAUUGAUGGUGAAAAGAAGAGACUCACAUCUAUGAAGCAACUAAAUGAUCUGAAUGGAGGACAUGUUAGUUUGACUUUGGAAGAGAUAAAGAAGGCCUAUCUUGACACAAACAGCUUACUGGGGUCUUCUGUGUACGUCAAAGUAUCAGUAAUGACCAGCUCAGGUAGCGACCUUGUGGAAGCAGAGAAAUCUGGCAUUAAAAUAGUAAUGUCACCCUACAUGCUAUCUAUCAGAGACACACCAAAGUAUUUCAAACCUGGCCUGCCAUUAGCCAUGACGGUUACUGUGAGUGACCACGACGGAUCUCCAGCCCCCAAUACUCCUGUUAAAAUCAGCUUUCUUGAAAACCCAAUCACCGUACACAGCGGGACCAUCAAAGUCUCCAUCAACGUGCCUUUGAAGUACAGCUCAACGAUACUGAAAGUGGAGACAGCAGAUCCUUCACUGAAACCAGAACAGCAGGCUGUGCAAGAGAUGCGUGUGGAGUCAUAUGUCUCUUUUAUCGGCUACAGGAACUACCUGCACAUCUCAGUGGGCAACAGUCCAGUGGUGGUGGGCAGCACACUCAACAUCCAAGCUCACAUCAAAUCUAGCCCACCAGAACGAAGAAAACUUGUGGAGCAGCUGACGUAUGCUGUGUUAAGUAAAGGAAACAUAAUCCACGCUGCUAGGAUGAAUGUCAAAGACCUGGUCGUCAUAAACAUUCCUCUGCUGAUUACCUCAGAAAUGCUACCUGCGUUUCGCUUUGUGGCCUACUACAUUUUGCCAUGGCAGCAUAGUCCAGACGUGGUGGCAGACUCUGUGUUUGUGGAUGUUGAGGACCGGUGUGUUGGUUCGCUCAGUGUAGGUCCAGCGGAGGAAGAAAAACUCAAUUCGUACUCACCAGGCAGCAGCAUUACAUUUGAAGUGAAAGGAGACCCAGGGGCAAAGGUCAGCCUGGUUGCUGUGGAUAAUGCCAUCUUCCUGUUGAAUAAAAACCGUCUGACGCAGAAGAAGGUGUGGGAGGUGGUGGGUCAGGGUGAUAUGGGCUGCACCGCAGGAGGAGGCAGGAGUAAUAUGGGUGUUUUCAGUGACGCAGGACUGAUGUUUCAUUCCAGCACAGGAGCAUACACGGACUACAAAAAAGAUUGUUCCAGUAGAUCUAGAAGAAGACGUUCUGUUGCCAAACUACAGCUUAGAGAGCAACUUGAGAAGGCAUAUUCUGACGAGUUCCUGCAGAGAUGUUGUGUGGACGGCAUGAGGGAGAUUCCCAUGCCGUAUUCCUGCUACCGUCGCUCCCUCUACAUCACCGAGGACUGGAGCUGUGUGUUGGCUUUCCUUCGCUGUUGUGCGGAGUACAGAGGAGAGGAGCUUGGUGUCGUUACCAGACCCCCGACAACCACCCCUCCACCAACCACCACCCCUGUACACACCACCACCAAGCUACUUUCUUACCGGCGUUAUGUUUAUCACUAUCCUUCAAAAACUAUUGUCAGCGAACCUUCGACCCAUUUUGAGCGCAUCCGCACACCUGAGAUUGCAGUACGUGAGAACAGUCAUGCUGACAAGAUGAAAGAAGAAGAAGAGGAGGUGGAAGAGUUCGAUGAAGAUGAUUUAGCUGACUUAGAGGACAUUUACGUGCGCAGCAAGUUCUUCGAGUCGUGGCUGUGGACCGACAUUAGAUUACCCAGUGUCACCAAGUCUGAUGGGUUGGCUGUAUUUCCAGUAAACACUGUUCUUCCUGACAGCAUCACUCAGUGGGGGUUUCUAGCCGUCAGUGCUUCACCUCAGACAGGUUUCUGUGUAGCUGAACCGUAUAACGUCCGGGCGUGGAAGUCGUUCUUCAUAGAUCUGCGGCUGCCUCACUCAGUGUCCAGAAAUGAACAUGUGGAAAUCAAAGCUGUGGUGCACAACUACAGGAACUCAAAACUGGAGGUCAUGGUGAUUCUGGAGAAGACAGAGGACAUGUGCAGCAUAGCAUUUAGCAGACAGCACAGACAGCAGGUUUCGGUACCGGCCGGCUCCACCAAGUUGAUUUCCUACACCAUCAUCCCUCUUAAAACAGGAGAGCUCCCUCUACAGGUCACAGCCGUCGCAGCCUCCUUCAUGGGGCAGGAUGCAGUGAGGAAGAAUCUGCGUGUGGUAGUCGAAGGCAUCCAGACAAUUAAAGUGAGGAGCUUUGUGCUGAACCCCUCUGAGAAAGGAGACAGCGCUGGUAGACAGCAGAUAGAAGUGGAGAAGAUGCAGUUGGACGCCGUUGUGCCAAAAUCUCUGCCGGAGACAUUUGUCAAUGUCAGAGGUGAUUUGCUGGCAGACAGCAUUGAUAAUUCUAUUAAGGAGGACUCUCUGGCAGCGUUGAUCCGGAUGCCCGGCGGGUGUGUGGAGCAGAACCUGGCCAGAAUCACGCUGCCCCUCAUUGCCGCCCAUUACCUGGACCGCAGUGGAAACUGGGACACUGUGGGAAUAGAUCGCAGACAAGGGGCCAUCAAAUACAUCCAGACAGGGUAUGAAAAUCAACUUAAUUACCGGAAAAAGGAUGACUCGUACCCUCCCUACGCCAAAGAAGGCACCAGCACAUGGAUCACUGCAUACGUGGUGAAGGUUUUCUCCAUGGCAAAAUCAUUUAUUAGCGUCAAUGAGAAGCAUCUGUGUGGCCCUCUGGUGUACCUGCUCAAGAAUAAACAGCGUCCUGAUGGAUCCUUUCAGGAGGACAAUCCUGUCUACGACACCAGUAUGACGGGAGGCCUCUGCGGCUCUGAAUCCAGAGUGUCUCUGACCGCAUUCGUGAUAAUUGCUUUGGCAGAGGCACAAAAUGCUGUUACCUGCCAAGAGCCAGGCCUCAACAUACAGGACAAGUCUAGAAGAGCAGCGCUGUAUCUAAGAGGGCAUUUCCCCCGACUGACGAGGCCGUACACAGCAGCUAUAGCAUGCUACGCUUUAGCAGUAUCCAACCACGGCUGCAUGAAGAGCAUGUUACUAAAUUUAGCCUCACCUGAUCGUACCCACUGGCCUGACUCUAGUAAUUAUUUCUUCAUGCUGGAAGCUACUGGCUAUGCAUUGUUAGCGCUGAUCAAAGGUGGCCACAUGGAAGAGGCAGCCGCCCCCUUUCGAUGGCUUAACGAGAAGCGUGGCAUUGGGGGAGGAUACGGCUCUACACAGUCCACUAUGGUGGUGCUACAGGCCCUGUCUGAGUACCUGGUGAAGAGGCCUCCUCCUCAUGACCUCAAUCUGUUGGUGCAGCUCAGUGUUCCCGGUCGCAGUGACGUACGCUGGACUUUCAAUCCAAAAGUGGCAUAUGUGGCCCGAUCUUCACGGGUGCCUCUUGACCAGAAAUUCAGAGUGGAGGCUUCUGGGAAGGGCAAGGGAGUUUUGGAGGUAGUGACAGUGUACCACCAGCUUCCUGAUGUGUAUGAGAACAGCACAUGUAACGGCUUUCAGCUGGACGUCUCCAUCGCUGAGACUAAUGAAAAACCCCCACCGGAUGUAGAAAAGUCAUACAGACUUAGUAUCAACGUGAGGGCUCUGGAGGGACGCCAAGUAAGGAUGUCAAUUCUGGACAUAAGCCUGCCCACCGGCUUUGAGCCUGAAAACUCAGAUUUAGAGUUGCUCACAAAUUCGGUGGAUCGCUACAUCAACAACUUCCAAGUGGUGGACAACCUGAGCGACAGAGGAUCCCUCAUAAUUCACCUGUUUAAGGUGUCCAGUACUCAGAUGGACGUGAUCUCAUUCAGACUGCAUCAGAAAUUUAAAGUGGGACUCCUUCAGCCCUCCACUGUCACAGUGUACCAGUACUACAACAAAGAUAAACGUUGUAGCAGGUUCUACUCUCCUCCAGAAGACAAAGAGCAGCUUGAUCAGAUCUGCAAAGACAAUGUGUGCCGCUGCUCACAGGGUGACUGUUGUGUAAUGAAGGAAGACUCCUCGUCUUUCAGUAAAGAACACAGGAAGGCCGCUGUGUGCAGUGGAUUACAUCAUGCCUACAGGGUCAAACUGAUCAGCGUCAGCCAGAGUAACUACGACCAGUAUGAGAUGGAGAUUGUGCAGGUUAUCAAAGAGGGGACAGAGGAAGGCCUGAACGAGAAUGAAAAGAGGAUGUUCCUCUCUCAUGCAAGCUGUAGGACAGGACUUGGUUUGAUCGAAGGUCAGGACUAUCUGAUCACUGGGCCCAUCACUGAUGUUUGGCAUGGAGGGAGCACGUCCAACAAGUAUGUGUAUACGUUGGGUAAGGACACAUGGGUCGAGCGCUGGCCGUCCGAGUCUGAAUGUGGGGCUGGAUCCGCACUGGAGGUGAAAUGCGGCGAGCUGAAAAGCUUCGCAAAGGACCUGACAGAAAGCGGCUGUCAGACUUGAGACAGAUGUUGGUUUUUGAACAUACAGUACUAAUGGCAAAACUGUGGAUUUUAAGUCUACGGCACAUUUACAUGCAUUAAAAAAAAAAACACAACUACCAAAAUUAUGCUAACUGACAGUAAUUUAAUGCUACAUUUGUAACAGAAUGUUUGUAAAAACAAACUAAUACCUUGAGGACAUAUUGUACUGUGUAUCAAAAAGUGUUACAAAACUGAAAAAUUUGUUCCCAAAAGUAAAACGAUGGAAUUAAUUAGUACAACAUGACCAUGAAAAUAAUGGAAAUAAAACAACUAAA
Sinocyclocheilus rhinocerous is the source of this 5552-nucleotide messenger RNA. RefSeq names its product complement C3-like. The transcript has 42 exons. The coding region runs from base 47 to 5257 and encodes 1736 amino acids. Gene Ontology annotation, molecular function: protein binding; endopeptidase inhibitor activity. The record is from RefSeq and is a predicted model, not a curated record. NCBI's taxonomy places the organism in Eukaryota, Metazoa, Chordata, Actinopteri, Cypriniformes, Cyprinidae. Gene Ontology annotation, cellular component: extracellular region.